AUGGACAAGAACGUGCUCGCCCGUGCGACCGAGGACGCGGACGCGCCGACGCCGGGGUACCUCUACGGGGAGAUCGCGCGCAUGACGAACCACUCGUACGAGACCUGCAUGAAGGUGCAGGAGUACCUCAUCGGCCGCCUCAAGAAGAAGCAGCCCAACAUCAAGUACAAAGCGCUCCAGGUCAUCAAGCAAGUGUGUCGAGAAGGCCGCGGCGAGUUCCGCCGGGACAUGCAGAAGCACGUACCCCUCGUCAAAGAGGCGCUGCAAUUUCGGGGGCCGCCGGAUCCGUUGAAGGGCGACGAGUACUACCGCCGCGUGCGCGAAGCCGCGAAGGA
This is a messenger RNA of Saprolegnia parasitica CBS 223.65, 335 nucleotides long. RefSeq lists its product as hypothetical. The record is from RefSeq and is a predicted model, not a curated record. The annotation marks the transcript as partial. Lineage: Eukaryota; Oomycota; Saprolegniomycetes; Saprolegniales; Saprolegniaceae. The transcript has 2 exons. Gene Ontology annotation, cellular component: trans-Golgi network membrane.